Molecule: messenger RNA, 1515 nt
Organism: Malus domestica (apple)
Lineage: Eukaryota; Viridiplantae; Streptophyta; Magnoliopsida; Rosales; Rosaceae
Product: DNA damage-repair/toleration protein DRT100-like
Molecular function (GO): protein binding
Source: RefSeq, a predicted model, not a curated record
UGAAACUCAGUGAACCCACGCCCAUCUCCUCUUCCCAACAUCAAGUUCCGAAACCUGACAUCACACUGCUCAACAUACAUCUCCACUUCUUCACUUAUAUAUGUAACUCUCAAACACAAAACCACACACUUUUGUAAACAAAAAGUUUUCAAUCCUUUCGAAAAAUGGGAGCUCUGCGUCUUUACGUAACGGCGGUGGCCGCUACGCUCUUCGCCGUUACAUGGGCCGUCCAGGGCUGUCAGCCUUCAGACCUGGCAGCCCUGAUGGCGUUCAAGUCGGCGCUCCACGAGUCAAAGCACGGGAUCUUUAACUCAUGGGUCGGCACCAACUGCUGCCACAACUGGAAAGGCAUCAGCUGCGACCCGCAGUCCCGCCGUGUUGCUGACAUAAACCUCCGGGGCGAGUCCGAAGACCCGAUUUAUGAGAAGACCCACCGGACAGGGUACAUGACCGGUACGAUCUCCCCUGCCAUCUGCCGCCUCACCCGUCUCUCCAGCGUCACCAUCGCCGACUGGAAGGGAAUUACGGGUGAGAUUCCAAAAUGCAUUACUACGCUCCCUUUCCUCCGAAUCCUCGACCUCAUCGGAAACAAAAUUUCCGGUGAGAUUCCGUCAGGAAUCGGCCGGCUCCACCGUCUCACGGUCCUCAACGUCGCCGAUAAUCUCAUUUCUGGCCCAAUUCCGGCAUCGCUCACCAACCUCUCCAGCCUCAUGCACCUGGACCUCCGAAACAACAAAAUUUCGGGCGAGUUGCCCCAAGAUUUCGGCCGACUUGGGAUGCUGAGCCGGGCUUUGCUGAGCCGAAACUUGAUCACGGGUACAAUUCCGAGUUCGAUCUCCCAAAUUUACCGGCUCGCGGAUCUGGAUCUUUCCUUGAACAAGCUUUCGGGUCCGAUUCCCGCUACGAUUGGCAAAAUGGCGGUUCUUGCGACGCUAAAUCUCGAUUGCAACAAUAUAUCGGGUCGUAUACCGCCAAGUUUGAUUGUAUCGGCCAUUAGUAACUUGAACUUGAGCCAAAACUCUCUCUCGGGCCUGAUACCGGAUGUUUUUGGGCCUAGAUCCUACUUCACGGCGAUCGAUUUAGCGUUCAAUAAGUUGAGGGGAGCUAUCCCGAAAUCUAUCAUUUCGGCUUCGUAUAUCGGGCACUUGGAUUUGAGCCACAACCACCUCUGCGGGCGGAUUCCGGCCGGGCCGCCGUUCGAUCACCUCGAGGCGUCGUCUUUUAGUUACAACGAUUGCUUAUGUGGCAAGCCACUAAAAACUUGCUAGCUUAAACAUUAGAUUGCGAAGGUGUUUGUAUUAUAUUGUAUUGGUGUGUUUACUGCACUUAAUUACGGUCAAUUUGAGUUCAGCCAAGUUCGUCAAGAAGUGUACUUUUAAGUUUGAAUUUUGUUGUUGUUGUUUAAACCUAUUUAGUAAAGAUAUCAUAUUUUUUGUUAGAGAUUAUGUCUGUUGAGAAUGAAUCCUACAUUGUUAGAAGGAGAGGUUUAUAUGGACUUACAAGUAAGUUGGAUUA